AGUAUAAAGGGCCUGGCCCGCGUUGUCCAGGAUCUUCUCUAAUUCAGUAGUGGAUCAGGGCGCAAGUGAGCCUCAGCGGAACCCGCAGGCGGUGUCCGCCCAGUGACUGCCCCGAGGCUGCGUGGGAGCAGGUCGGGACUGGAAGAGCCCCAGCCUGAGGGCUACCUCCUUCCUGGACACCCAGCUCCGCAGGGCUCAGGAAGGCGUCCUCCUCACCACCAUCUCGUCUAGUGAGCCACCCGAAAGCUGUGAUGAAGUCGGGCAGUGUUCAGCCCGCAGUAGCUGUAGCAGGUCAAACGAUGCCCAGCAUCCCAACCAUGCGGCGCCUCACAAUUGAUGAUUUUGAAAUCGGGCGUCCUCUCGGCAAGGGAAAAUUUGGGAAUGUGUACCUGGCUCGGCUCAAGGAAAGCCAUUUCAUUGUGGCCCUGAAAGUCCUCUUCAAGUCCCAGAUAGAGAAGGAAGGACUGGAACACCAGCUGCGCAGAGAAAUUGAAAUCCAGGCACAUCUACAACACCCCAAUAUCCUACGCCUGUACAACUACUUCCAUGAUGCACGCCGGAUGUACCUGAUUCUAGAAUAUGCUCCAAGGGGUGAGCUCUACAAGGAGCUGCAAAAGAGCCACACAUUAGACGAACAGCGUACAGCCACGGUAAUGGAGGAGUUGGCAGAUGCUCUGACCUACUGCCAUGAAAAGAAGGUGAUUCAUAGGGAUAUUAAGCCGGAGAACCUGCUGCUGGGGUUCAGGGGUGAGGUGAAGAUUGCAGACUUUGGCUGGUCUGUGCACACCCCCUCUCUAAGGAGAAGGACAAUGUGUGGGACACUGGACUACUUGCCCCCAGAAAUGAUUGAGGGGAGAACAUACAAUGAGAAGGUGGAUCUAUGGUGCAUUGGGGUGCUCUGCUACGAGCUGCUGGUGGGAAAUCCGCCCUUUGAGAGCCCCUCCCAUAAUGAGACCUACAGACGCAUCCUCAAGGUAGAUGUAAGGUUUCCCCCAUCAAUGCCUUUGGGGGCUCAGGACUUGAUCUCCAAGCUUCUCAGAUACCAGCCCUCGGAGCGGUUGCCCUUGGUCCAGAUCUUGGAGCACCCAUGGGUCCGGGCCCACUCUCGGAGGGUGCUGCCCCCAUCUGCUCAAAUGGUUUCCUGAGCCCUGUAUACCCCUAAUCCUUUGUGAUUGCUCAUGGAGCACCCCUGGCUCUGGUAUCUACUGUCUUUUGUUUCUUCUCUUUUAAGAUGCAUCUUGCUAAUUAAUAAAAGCUGAAUCAUUUUGUACCAGG
Molecule: messenger RNA, 1275 nt
Organism: Eubalaena glacialis (North Atlantic right whale)
Lineage: Eukaryota; Metazoa; Chordata; Mammalia; Artiodactyla; Balaenidae
Gene: AURKC
Product: aurora kinase C
Exons: 7
Coding region: 252-1145 (297 amino acids)
Biological process (GO): regulation of cytokinesis; protein phosphorylation; mitotic spindle organization
Cellular component (GO): spindle microtubule; spindle pole centrosome; chromosome passenger complex
Molecular function (GO): protein kinase activity; ATP binding
Source: RefSeq, a predicted model, not a curated record